AGAGCAGCUCCCCGCCAGCCCCCAGGCCUCAGCCCCCUGGGUCCGAGGAAGCCGGGGGGGACCCCCGCUCGGUCCAGGUGACUCCACUAGGUGUGCCCAGUGACAUCUCGGGCGUGCUUUUAUGGCUGGCGGUGGCACCCCGCGCACGCCGGCUCGUAUUCCUCGCAGGAUGGUGCUUCUCCGGAGCCCCGGCACCGCUUCCCGUCCAAAUUGAGGAAUAUAGGGAGAAAACAGCCUCAGACAGGAGCCCAUGAAGACCGCGAAGACAAUCUGAAGUAGCAAUUGUGACUGGUAUUCUUGCUAGACACCUUCUGCCUGAGCAUCUGAAAUGAACCUCUUGCAUUGAUUGUUUUGAUUGGCCCAGAGCCAGGAGUACUGGAUUCCGUUGACUUCAGGCUAAAAAGAAAACAGUCUUGAUUGUCAUCACAAACAUACGAACCAGUGUGAUGGUGAAAUGAGAUGAGGCUCCGAAAUGGAACUGUAGCCACUGCGUUAGCAUUUAUCACGUCAUUCCUCACUUUAUCUUGGUAUACUACAUGGCAAAAUGGGAAAGAAAAACUAAUUGCUUAUCAACGAGAAUUUCUUGCUUUAAAAGAACGUCUUCGAAUAGCCGAGCACAGAAUCUCCCAGCGCUCCUCUGAAUUGAAUAGCAUUGUCCAACAGUUCCGGAGUGUAGGAGCUGAAACAAAUGGAAGCAAGGAUGCAUUGAAUAAGUUUUCAGGUAAUACCCUAAAGCUACUAAAGGAGUUAACGAGCAAAAAAUCCCUUCAAGUGCCAACUAUUUAUUAUCAUUUGCCUCAUUUAUUGCAAAAUGAAGGUAGCCUUCAGCCUGCUGUGCAGAUCGGCAGUGGAAGAACGGGAGUUUCAAUAGUAAUGGGGAUUCCCACAGUGAAGAGAGAAGUUAAAUCUUACCUCAUAGAAACUCUUCAUUCCCUUAUUGAUAAUCUGUAUCCUGAGGAGAAGUUGGACUGUGUUAUAGUAGUCUUCAUAGGAGAGGAUUUCUGCAGAGACAUCUGGAGAUGGUUUCAUCGGGGCCCCUUGAUAUGCCAGGAGUUUCUUAGCCUUUCUGCUACAGAUAUUGAUUAUGUACACAGUGUUGUGGCCAACCUGGAGAAAGAGUUUUCUAAAGAAAUCAGUUCUGGCUUGGUGGAAGUGAUAUCACCCCCUGAAAGCUAUUACCCUGACUUGACAAACCUAAAGGAGACAUUUGGAGACUCGAAAGAAAGAGUGAGAUGGAGAACAAAGCAAAACCUCGAUUACUGUUUUCUCAUGAUGUAUGCUCAGGAGAAGGGCAUAUAUUACAUUCAGCUUGAAGAUGACAUUAUUGUCAAACAGAAUUAUUUUAAUACUAUAAAAAACUUUGCACUUCAACUUUCUUCCGAGGAAUGGAUGAUUCUAGAAUUUUCCCAGCUGGGCUUCAUUGGUAAGAUGUUUCAAGCGCCAGACCUUACUCUGAUCGUGGAAUUCAUAUUUAUGUUCUAUAAGGAGAAACCCAUCGAUUGGCUUCUGGACCACAUUCUCUGGGUCAAAGUCUGCAACCCUGAAAAAGAUGCAAAACAUUGUGAUAGGCAGAAGGCAAAUCUGCGCAUUCGCUUCCGACCCUCCCUCUUCCAGCAUGUGGGUCUGCAUUCAUCCCUGUCGGGAAAAAUCCAGAAACUCACGGAUAAAGAUUACAUGAAACCAUUACUUCUUAAAAUCCAUGUCAACCCUCCUGCCGAGGUGUCUACUUCCUUGAAAGUUUACCAAGGACACACACUGGAGAAAACGUACAUGGGGGAGGAUUUCUUCUGGGCCAUCACCCCGGUAGCUGGGGACUACAUCCUCUUCAAGUUUGAUAAGCCAGUCAACGUAGAAAGUUAUCUCUUCCACAGCGGCAACCAGGAGCAUCCGGGAGAUAUUCUGCUCAACACAACUGUGGAAGUUUUGCCCUUUAAGAGAGAAGGUUUGGAGAUAAGCAAAGAAACCAAAGACAAACGAUUAGAAGAUGGCUAUUUCAGAAUAGGAAAGUUUGAGAAUGGUGUUGCGGAGGGAAUGGUGGAUCCUAGCCUCAAUCCCAUCUCGGCCUUUCGCCUGUCAGUCAUCCAGAACUCUGCUGUGUGGGCCAUUCUUAAUGAGAUUCAUAUUAAAAAAAUCACUAAUUGAUCAUCUAAGAAACCAACAUGUUUUCCGGUGACUCUGUUAAAGAUAACUAAGCAUGUACUUUUUUUUUUUUUUUUUUUUUUUAAAGAAACUUGAACACUACCUCUUGUGAAUCUACUGUAGAUAAGACUAUUGCUAUUUCCACUUGGAAAGCGAAUCUCCCAAGGAUAAUUGUAUUGAUUUGAACUAUGCUGGUCUCCAAUUUUAACUUGACGCUAACAUUUUACAAUUAUGACAGCCUGUUAUUAGGACUUGUACUGUUUUGGUAUUAUACUAAUACAUGGAGUUGUACAUAUUGUUACAUUCCUUAAAUUUGAGAAAAACUAAUGUUAAAUACAUUUUAUGAAGGGGGUACUUUUGAAGUCCAUUUAUUUUACUAUUAUAGACCCUCUUUUAUAGAUUAUCAGGGAUUAUAUAUAUAUAAAUAUAUAAAUAUACAUAAAAUGUUAUGGAGUUAAUUUAUUAGAAACACUUAAGGAGUACAUAUUUUUGUGCAGUAAAUUUUUGAAUUGAUACUUUUUUUGAGAACCAGUUAUCUUGCUUUAUUAAGUUCUUUCUAUAUUUUUCUUUGGAAAUGCAGACAUUAUAAAUCAAUGCCAUUUUUCAAAUGCACUGCCAUUUAAGACUGAUUAUAGAUGGAUUUCUUAACUGAAGUACUUUUAUAAUCACAGUGAUUCUAAACAAAAUAUUUUCAAAGGCAUUUGUCAUUCCUUAAAGCCAAGAUUUUAAAGACCCAACAUCUUCUUGAGAGUUACUUCACUGUACUGUGGUAUGUAGCCAUAGAAAAUCAGUCCGACGAGUCUCAGUGUGCAGGCGUGAAUCAGCACGGACUCGACUCGCUGUCUCUGGUAUGGAAGGCGGCAAACUCUUCCUUCCUUUUUAAUCUUUGUCUUUAAUCCAUGAGUUAGAUGCAUUCUCUUUUCUUGUUGAUCCUUUUAUAUCUGCUCUCAUUUGAGUUAGUGUUUUUAGGUAAUGUUAAUGGGUCAUAAUGGAUAUAAUUUUAAAGAAAAAUAAAAUUAUAAUAUAGGUUUGUGGCAAAAGGUAGUAUAGCAGAUGUAUGUUUUUCCAGUAUGAUUUAUUCUGUAUUGUGAUCUUAUAAGAAAAUUCUGUGUCCAAAAGCAUUUAUUACCUUAAACAGCAGUUCCAAAUAUCACUACUGUCAACAAAGAAUAUUACCAGCCUCAGCAGUGGGUGAUCUUUACAGAAGUGCUUCACUUUUAAACGGGAGCUAUCAACGCCAGUCCCCAGCCAGGCUACUCUGACAACCCCAUGGGUUACAGGUGUGUUGCAGGAUUGCACAGGUGGGUCCCCUGAGCUUUCUGAGUGGCCCUGGCUGAGGCUGAGGGCUGAGAGAGGUCCCACAGCUGGUAACCUCUCGCCUGGAGGAGCUUCACCGCUCUUGAGUGUGUGGGAUGCUGCCCUUGCUGUGCAGGAUGAAGGGGAGGCUGGGAGACGCCCAUCUGGUUCUGUCGCCCCCACUCUGUUGUACUGUUUAGUUUCCUUGGUCAACAAGUCCACCGUGUUGCCAAUGAUUCUGAUGUCAGAUUUCAGUUGAAAUUUUUAAAUACCCUGUCCCAGAGCCCAUAAGCAGAUUUCUUUCAAACAGAGGAAUUGCCUUUUGCUAUAAAUGUUGGCACCAGCUCAGCGUUCUAAAUCACUACUAAAGCACUUGAGUGACAGAAGGUGAAGGUCUGUGCAGAUGGGCUCAGGAGACCCCUGGGGUCCUGGAUCCUCAGUAGCAACUGUGACUUCAGAAGGAAAAGCCAACCUAGCAGACAAAGUGGUGUUGCUCCUCGGGCCACUUGUCAGGGCUUCUUGAAGAUGCUGGGUUCAGCCCAGUGAGGCCCACACCCCAGCUUCUGCUCCUCUCGCCAUCACUCACAGACUCUCCCUCCUCCCUGUGGCUUUGUUCCCUGUGCCUAGAACAUGCCAGACACAUGGCAGGUGCUAUCCCCUCUGAGCCAGUGGACCAGCUCUUGCAGCCCGCCCCCUCCCCCUGGCCUGGCCACCCACGCACAUGCACCUGCCUGUCCAGCCGUGACUGCACGUGUGCGGUCCCUGAGCUCCUGCAGACACCUGCGUGUCACGCCACUUUUCCUCUGUCCUCCACCACAGCAGUGGACUCGCCUGGCCUCCGCGUUGGUUGCCCCUCCUUUCCACCAGGUCCUGUGCCAGACUAUUGACAGCAGUCGUGCUUUCCCCAAGCAAGAUCGUAGUCGUGACCCUGAAGGGUAUAGCGGGCAAAGAACACCUGGAACCAGAGUACUUGCACUUGACACUGAACCACUUGACCCAAAACAGUGGAUGGGGAAAAUGUCACACACACAUAUAUGUGUGUAUAUAUAUAUAUAUUAGUCCUACCCCCUGAUGUGGAUUGGCAUCUGGUGUAUAUUCCAGGUAAACUACUCAAGACUCUUGAGCAGUGCAUGCCUGCCUGUGCACAAGUCACUAGACACACAGCUUUUCAAAUUAAUAAAAAAUCAGUUCUGCAGUUGAACUUGCAGCGUCUCCAGUGCUCGGUGGCCAUGUGACAAGUGGCUACUGCAUUGGCCCCAGAGAUGGAGAACAUUUCCAUCAUGUAGAAAGUUCUGGUGGGAAGUACUAUGUGGAACACAAUGUGAACACUUCAGAACUAGAAUUAAAGAGACUUCGGAUGACAGGGUUAAAAGCAGACAUGAGCGUACCAUCACACAACGGAUGAGUGUUUGGGGCGAGAAGAGAAAGUCAAGGGCCAAUUUCUAGCACCGGAGGUCCAGGGUCUCUUAGUUCUGGAUCUAGACAUAGGCUAGACAUACAUGUGCACAUUCAGCCAUUAGAGAUGUCUUUGAACCAAGAUUCUGUCUGUACAACUUUACAGAUCAGCUGCACAAAAUAUUAGGUACAUUUUAAAAGUCAUCAGCAAACUUGUAAAGGCUUCUUUUAAAUUUUUAAUAAUAAUAAAAUGUCUCCCAACAGUAUUGUCUCUCAAAGAAGUUUGGAGAUAUGGAAAUAGCGUGUUUGGAGAGAGCAUUCCAGCUCAUAGCAGCGUGUUUGUAGUAGACAGAAUUCUAAGAACAACUCCUUUCCUGGAACCUUGUAUAAUAUCCUCCCCUUUGAGUGUGGGUAGAACUGUAUGAUCCAUGAUUAUGUAAUGUUAUGUAGCAAAAGAUUAUCUGGGGACGACUAAUCCAGCCUCCUGAGCCCUUUAAAAGCUGUUUUCUAAGACUGGUAGUGAGGUCACAGAGUCAAAGUAGAACUCAAAGCACCAUUGCUGAUUUGAAGUGGGAGGGGUCACAUGGGAAGGAAUGCAGGUGACCUCCAGGAGGGUCUGGCUGUCAGCCAGACAAAUGAGACAUACAGCCCUAUAGCCACAGGAGCCGACUCAGGCCACAAGCUCCUGCAUGGGCUUGGAAACGGAUUUGUCCCCAGAUAAGCACCAGCCUGGCCAGCCCCUUGAUCCUGGCUUUGUGAGACCUAAUCGGAGAGCUCAGCUGAGCCUGCUGGGACUUCUGACCAGAACUGCGGAGUGAUAAACGGGUGGUGUUUUAUGUUGCUACGUUGUGGCAGUUGUCGUACAGCAGAAAAUGAGUGUGUCAUUAGGAGACUUCGUACUGGAUUAUCUGUAGUGUGUUGGGUAUUUCUUCAUAGGUGCAUGAAUAGUCUACUAGCAAGUCAUAUUCCUGAGCCUCAGCUAGGAUGUUUUGUGCCAGAGAUCUGUCUUCAUUGGAAGUUUGUGGGCAAAAUGUGGUGUUUUAUACAAAAACUGUUAGAAUGAGUUGUAGGAAUAGAAAUGGAGGAGCCUUUUUUCCUAGGCGAGCUAUUCAGUGAUUUAGAAUAGACUGCUCUUCACCUGUCAUAUAUAUACAAAAGGAGGAUAAAGUGAUAUUUCAGGGCAGACACCAAAUUAAGAGAAAUAACUCCUUCCUGUAUGUAGAUAUUAGGUAAUUCAUUCUAUUUGAGGAACUUUUUUUUUUUUUGAGUCAAAACUGUUUAUAUUACCUAGCAGAUCAAACCCUAUUUGUGCCAACCAAAUUUUUGUACUUUGAGAAUGUUUUCCAAAAUACCUCUCUGCUUUCAAGCCAUUAAUUGCGAAUGAGGUUUUUAGUUUGGCUAAUCCAUUUUUGUGCUCAUCCUUACUGUAUUGCUGUACCCUUGAUUUAAGAACAGUAGAGUGAAAGGAAAUUAGAAGCUACAAACUGUCAAGACUGCAAAUGUGUCAUAAUCACAUCUUUGUGUUAUAAGGAAACUUAGAUUUCCAAACUCAAUCCCUUUAUAAAAGCAACUUUUCCAAGCUAUGUAGCAAUAUUUAUAGUGUGUAAAAUUUAGUUUGAUAGUUGUGAAAUUUUAAAUUCUUAAUCUUAACAGAUGUAUGCUAUGAUAACUAGUAUGCUUACUUUCUUUAAUGCAUGUGAACAUACAAGGCUAAAAAGACUACUGAAGCAGUAUUAGGAAAAGCGGCCACAUGAGGGUUUGUGUAUCAUUGUUAUAUAAACUCUUCCCACCCACUUCUCCGGUCUGGGCACUAAUUAGACCAUUGUCAAAGAACAAAUAGGAGAGGAGCUGGCGCUCUGGGUUUUUGGAGCUGAGAGGCAGUAGCGACAGUAGGGUGGGCCGGGGUGCAGCUCAGUGGUAGAGCGCUGGCCUCCGUGUGCCAGGCCCCAGAUUUCACCCUUGGCAACGCAGGACAAAAGACAGUGGAGUGAGCGUGGAAGGAAGCAGAGCAUCGUCCCCCCAGUUGACACUGUACUCAAAUGUCAAGAGCAGUGGUGCUAACGGCUCAAAAGUGAGGACUGUGAUGAACAUUUUAAUACCCUCAGACAUCAGGCAGGCUCUUCUGUAUUGCUUGCUCCUAAUUGUUUCAUUGUUAUUAGUAAUCAGCAGCUGUCCCGGAAUCAAAGGUUGGUUUGUACCUCACUCUGAUUAGCAUCCCGUUAUUUGUUCAAAGUGCUCGAUGUCUGCUCAACUUUGGUGAAAAUCUCUUUUGAAGACAUUCUCUGAGCCUUAAAAAUGGCGGAUAUCGACAGUACUGUAAGAUGCACUGCCAGCAGAUUUGAUACUUUCAUUUCAGUAGAGACAGUGAUGUUUUCUAAGGAAGACUUAGUCUGCUAAGCCUAAGGGUUGUUUCCUUCAUGGAAUGAAGAACUCAGCAUGUCUCAUUCAGAGCGCUUCCUUUGGAAAGGCUGUCUUCGCAUUUGGGGAUGUUUCUGGAGGCAUCCCUUGGAGAUGCUGCCUGAACAAUCUCUGCCAGGUUGUACCAGUUUUUUUCUUCCUAAAUGUACAUAUAUUCCUUAAACUGUCUUCAUGUGUUGAACGGUUAAUAUCUGUAAUAUUUUAGGUACCUAUUGGAUUUUUAAAGACAGAAUAUUUAUUUUCAAGUUGCUGCUAUAAUUGAAAACUUAAUAACUGGUCCUGUUGACUGUGCCUUUCAUCACUGUUUCUCUGUGCCACAACCGUUCGUGUGUAUUUGAAAUAAAGAGGUUUAAAAAGCCA
This is a messenger RNA of Sciurus carolinensis (gray squirrel), 7608 nucleotides long. It is a transcript of the gene Mgat4a, whose product is annotated as alpha-1,3-mannosyl-glycoprotein 4-beta-N-acetylglucosaminyltransferase A. Lineage: Eukaryota; Metazoa; Chordata; Mammalia; Rodentia; Sciuridae. Bases 460 to 2142 code for a protein of 560 amino acids. Gene Ontology annotation, biological process: protein N-linked glycosylation. Gene Ontology annotation, molecular function: acetylglucosaminyltransferase activity. The record is from RefSeq and is a predicted model, not a curated record. Gene Ontology annotation, cellular component: endoplasmic reticulum; Golgi stack; endoplasmic reticulum-Golgi intermediate compartment. The transcript is spliced from 17 exons.